Molecule: messenger RNA, 913 nt
Organism: Antechinus flavipes (yellow-footed antechinus)
Lineage: Eukaryota; Metazoa; Chordata; Mammalia; Dasyuromorphia; Dasyuridae
Gene: MRPL13
Product: mitochondrial ribosomal protein L13
Exons: 7
Coding region: 106-642 (178 amino acids)
Biological process (GO): translation; negative regulation of translation
Cellular component (GO): ribosome; mitochondrial large ribosomal subunit
Molecular function (GO): structural constituent of ribosome; mRNA binding
Source: RefSeq, a predicted model, not a curated record
CGUGUUUCGGGCCGAGCCUGAUCGCCAGUGGGACCAGGCCCAGAUUCCGGAGCAGUUCGUGGUCGGGUAGCCCAAGACUGGGACACGUUCAGAGGAGUGUGCGCAAUGUCGAGUUUCUCAAGAGCGCAACAGCAAUGGGCUACUUUUGGCAGAAUAUGGUAUCUCUUAGAUGGAAAAAUGCAACCUCCAGGCAAACUUGCAGCAAUAGCAUCAGUCAAACUUCAAGGGCUACAUAAACCUGUAUACCAUCAAUUAAGUAAGUGUGGGGAUCAUGUUGUCAUAAAGAACACAAGGCAUAUUGCAUUUUCUGGGAAUAAAUGGGAACAAAAAGUAUACUCUUCUCACACUGGCUACCCAGGUGGUUUCAGACAAGUUACAGCAGCUCAGCUUCACCAACGGGAUCCAGUGGCAAUUGUUAAACUAGCUAUUUAUGGAAUGUUACCAAAGAACCUCCACAGAAGAACCAUGAUGCAAAGGUUACAUCUUUUUCCAGAUGAAGAGAUUCCAGAAGAUAUACUUAAGAAUAUAGUAGAAGAGCUUCCUCAGCCACGAAAAAUACCUAAAAGACUAGAUGAAUAUACCCAAGAAGAAAUUGAUGCUUUCCCAAGAUUAUGGAAUCCACCUGAGGAUUUCCGGAUGUAAUUGGAAGAAUAUUAAAAAACACACAUACACACACAGAGAGAAACCUCUGAGACUUCUGACAGUUCUGAUUUCUUCCUUGAAAACUUUCUCCCAACCUGAAAAAUCAAGAGAAUCCACCUACUGUUUGGAGAAAGUGUUCUAUUAAACAUGGAUGCAGAAGAUUUAUAGGCAAAAUAAUCAGAGUAUAAACAGGAAGGGACAAGAAAAUAAUUUAUUGUACAAUUGUUCAGUAACCAUGUAAAAUGCUCAGAAUAAAAUCUUUUGAUCAGCU